Messenger RNA from Solanum stenotomum, 1237 nucleotides. RefSeq lists its product as uncharacterized. The transcript is spliced from 2 exons. Lineage: Eukaryota; Viridiplantae; Streptophyta; Magnoliopsida; Solanales; Solanaceae. Bases 32 to 853 code for a protein of 273 amino acids. The record is from RefSeq and is a predicted model, not a curated record.
CCCCAUCCUAAAAUCCUCUCAAUUUCCAAACAUGUUUGAUCCAAGAAACCAAAAACCCAAUGAUCAUAUACACAUUCUUGAUCCAGUUACAACCUCAGAUUACACAUAUAACAACAACAAUUAUGCCACCCAAAAAAAUAGGCCAAAAAAUGAUGUUGGAGGCCUAGAAAUGUCACAAAAACAUGUUGAUUAUAGUGAUGAUUCUGGUAUUUCUUCACCACCCUUAUGGAAAAAUAGUUCAUCAAGAAGCCCUGAUCACCCCUUUCAUAAUUCGACGAAUCAUCGAUCAAUUUCACCUAGCUCUAGAGCUCUAGCUAUAGCUAAAGGCCAAUGGGAACUAAUGGAAAUGAUCAAGAACAUGCCUGAAUCAUGUUAUGAGUUGUCACUUAAGGAUCUUGUUGAAAAAAAUUCAAUCUUGGAAACAAAUCAAGAAGAAUGUUUGAUCAAUAAAGAAGAAGAAAAUUUUAGUACUAGUCAAGAACAAGUUGUGGUGCAAAGGGUGAAAAGUGUAAAAAGACAAGAAAGUGGUAAAAACAAGAAGGGGAAAAUGAUUAGAAAUGAAAGUUUUGAAGAAAAGGGGUUUUUCUUAAAGAUGUUUUUUCCAAUUCCACCAAAAACAAGUAGUACUAAAGUUUCACCUAAGCCAGUUGAAGGUUUAAAAAGUUUGGAGAAAGAUUGGUGGAAGAAGAGAUUUUCUUGUUCAAGUGAGAGUGAUAGUAGCAAAACAGGAAGUAGUAGUAGUGAAAGCAGUGGCAGUAAUGAUAGCAGAACAAGUACUAACAGGAAAAAGAAAGGAUUUUUAACCAAUUUCUGGUCAAGAUCAUGCUUUAGUAAAAGCAAAUUAGCAGAGUGAAGACAAUCAAAUAUUGCCUCUCUUGUUUGGUUAUGAAUCCUGUAAAUCAUUUGUACUUACAAGACUUACAGAUGAAAAAAAUAUAUCCUGUAAAGAUCAUUGAUAAAUAAAAGAUCAAUCAGAGGUGAUUCUUGAGUUUUGUUGCAAUAGUCAUUUUAAGUUUCUUAGAGUUGUUUCCCUUGAAAAGGAAGCUGUGUUACGUCCAUAUGUCUUCUCUUAUUCCCGACAUGUUAUGGUAGCCUGAAAUUGGUACGAGCAGGUCAUGUUUGUCACGAAGAACAGCAGUCCUAUUUAGAUCUGAUCUAUUUACUCAGCAAUUCAUCAGCAAACUUGUGUUGUUUUUGUUUUUGCUUGUUUGGAUAUAUAUAUUUGUUAGAAGAAUAU